UAAUUAAGCCUGCAAGGGCUUCAUUUCUACUUACUUUUAAGGGGUUUUGUGUGUGAGUGCUUUACCUGAAUACAUGUAUGUGCCUGCAGUGCUCAGGGGGUGUCAGCCGAGAUGGGAAUGGAGGAUCUAAGGCGCACCAUAGAAGGUCUGGCAAGGAAUGUAAUAGCCCCUUCCUCAAGUUAUCUGGGACUAGCAGCAAAGACGAAAGUGAAAGAGAAGAUGCACACAGCAGCCAACAGCCUCUGAACUAGGGUGGGGGUGAAAGCGAAAGUAGGAAGCGUCCGGAAAAACCCCACAGAAGCCAGGACAGACGCCUCUGCUCCCCCUGGCUGAUCCACUCAUCGAGACCCCCGCAUUCUCACUUGGCCUUCCUGCCCCGAGAUGCUGAAGCAGGCAGUGGAACCCAGAGGAGGCUUCUCUUUCGAGAACUGCCAGAGGAAUGCGUCCUUGGAACACGUCUUUCCGGGACUUCGGGUUCCUCAUGCACGCAAGACCGGGACUACCAUCGCGGGGCUUGUGUUCCGAGAUGGAGUCAUCCUGGGAGCGGACACGCGGGCCACUAACGAUUCAGUUGUGGCGGACAAAUGCUGCGAGAAGAUCCACUUCAUCGCCCCUAAAAUCUACUGCUGUGGGGCUGGAGUAGCUGCGGACACUGAGAUGACUACGCGGAUGGCAGCUUCCAAGAUGGAACUACAUGCGCUGUCCACCGGCCGUGAGCCUCGAGUGGCCACGGUCACCCGCAUGCUGCGCCAGACGCUCUUCCGGUACCAAGGCCACGUGGGGGCAUCAUUGGUCGUGGGCGGGGUUGAUUUGAAUGGACCGCAGCUCUACGAGGUGCACCCACAUGGUUCCUACAGCCGUCUGCCCUUUACUGCCCUAGGCUCUGGUCAGGGAGCAGCCAUGGCACUGUUGGAAGACCGGUUCCAGCCAAACAUGACGCUGGAGGCUGCGCAAGAGCUGUUGGUGGAAGCCAUCACAGCAGGAAUCCUGAGUGACCUGGGCUCUGGAGGCAAAGUGGAUGCCUGUGUGAUCACUGCAGGGGGUGCCAAGCUGCUGAGAGCACUGAGCACCCCCACAGAGCCUGUGCAGAGAGCUGGCCAUUACCGAUUUGCUCCUGGAACCACACCUGUCCUGACCCGGGAAGUGAGACCCCUGACCCUGGAACUUCUCGAGGAAACUGUGCAGGCCAUGGAGGUGGAAUGAAGUGGCCUGAGAUGUAGCGUAUGGAACGAGGGUGAAUAAAUCCGGGAAACACAAACACUUAAA
Mus caroli (Ryukyu mouse) is the source of this 1266-nucleotide messenger RNA. It is a transcript of the gene Psmb10, whose product is annotated as proteasome 20S subunit beta 10. Gene Ontology annotation, cellular component: cytoplasm; proteasome core complex. The record is from RefSeq and is a predicted model, not a curated record. Lineage: Eukaryota; Metazoa; Chordata; Mammalia; Rodentia; Muridae. Gene Ontology annotation, molecular function: threonine-type endopeptidase activity.